GCUUGCAGGUGAUCUUGUUCACAACGGCCGGCGCACGAAAUCGAGGAGAUACGAAGUUUACGAAUCGUCUGGCCCUGGCUAUGGAACCGGUUGUCGUGAAGCAGACAUUUGCAUUAUCGAGAACAGCGUGAUAACCGAGGACUAGCUAGCAUGGCUGAGAACGAUAAAGUAGCUGCGGGCAACGUGUGUGAAGCAAAGAUUCAGUUUCGUGAACUGAAAUUAUUUCCAGCUAUCGAUGAAAAUAGUAAUUUCAAAAUCAAUACAGCCCAAUUCCUAGAAUCAUCACACCAAAUAGUGGACGCAAUCGGUGGCUGCGGUAUGCUUUUAUCGCGGAUCGUUAAAGAUAUGCGACAGAAUGUAAAGAAAGUGGAAGACAAAUUCAAAACCAAUGAGACACUGUUUGCGCACAUCGAAGAUCUAGUGCUUAAGGAUGCGGAAGGCAACGAAAAUCCCUACGACACGGUGACCGAUGGGUUGCUGUGGUUGAAAAGGGCAUUCGAACUGGUGGAACUGUUCUUCCGCAAUGUGCUGGAAGAUGAAACGUGCAACGAGCAGUUGAAAUCGCACCUACGAAAGGCCUACGAGGAGUGUUUGCUGCCGUAUCAUGGGUUUUUGGCGCAGAAACUAUUUGAGAACCUUCACAGUUUCGUUCCUAGUCGGACAAGCCUGCUGGGACCGUCGCAUGGCAACGCGGACAACGUGGAGGCGCUUGAUGAGUUUCUUGUACACUUUCGCGCCAACCUACAGCACUUGAACGAGUUUUACACCAAACAUGACCUACACCGUAUUUAUAAAGGAUAGGAAGGCAGCACAGCGAAUAACUCGUUUUCAAAAAGAGAAUUGCUAUACCCUCAAAAUUUUUAGCAAACAUUCUCACUUUUCUUAGGUGCUUAUUCCGGUGAGACGUUAGUUGACGCCUCAGUCGUGUUCGACGAUUUUUUCUGGUUCGUCGAUUAUUUUCCCGAACAAAACCAAAAUGAACCAAAAUUAACUUGACCCCUGAGGCGUUAGGUCCAACGGUUUUGGUUCAUUUUCGAGUUUAUUAUCGCCUGAGGAAAUCACCCAGGCGAUCGCUUUUUUGCUGGUGAGAGCAGGCGUUUUGUUCGGGAAAAUAAUCGACGAAAAAACGAGAAAAAAAUUGGGCAAAACGGAAGAAUAGCCCCCGUGAACUUUUUAUCGUUUUUUUCGGGCGAAAGUUCAUUUUAAUUAUCGCCGACUUUUCAACCCACCCUUGUAUACGUUCCUACAACGAUAAAAUUCAACAUGACAGAAAGAGAUGUAGCUAGAAAAGAAAGAGAAAGGGCUCACUUAUCGAUCAGCUGUUUCGUCCCAAACGUACUAAAUGUAUGAACGGCAUAGCGCAUGCUUAAACCA
Molecule: messenger RNA, 1374 nt
Organism: Anopheles darlingi
Lineage: Eukaryota; Metazoa; Arthropoda; Insecta; Diptera; Culicidae
Product: glycolipid transfer protein-like
Exons: 6
Coding region: 151-801 (216 amino acids)
Biological process (GO): ceramide transport; intermembrane lipid transfer
Cellular component (GO): membrane; cytosol; cytoplasm
Molecular function (GO): ceramide 1-phosphate transfer activity; ceramide 1-phosphate binding
Source: RefSeq, a predicted model, not a curated record